CACAUCGUCUGCGCAUCCGCAAUGAUGCCAUCUACUUUGCACUUGGCGCGAUGGCGCGGCAGUACGCCUGCAAAGGCCUACAUAGCAGCUCCGAGGGCUCAUCGGACCUCCAGGUAAGUGCUCACGUUCUCCGACAUGCUCUUCCGCGCGUUGUACACGCUUUUUGGCGCCGCGGCCACAGUCACUGCAUCGCCCGUCGCGAGCGGCCAUGCGAAUCACACUAUAGGGCCUGAGAAUGGCCAUCUCGUGAUUGUCGGAGGCAAUCUCCAGAGCGACAACAUCUGGCAGAAGAUCAUCGAACUUGCUGGCGGUCCGAAUUCAUCAAUCGUGGUCAUUCCCACUGCAGGAGGCGAACCGUCCUACAACGAGAGCUUUGCGAGCGCUGUCACACUCCGAGAACUGGGAGCGAACAAUGUGACUGUGCUUCACACGUACGAUCCCGCUGUUGCCGACACCGACGAGUUCGUGGCACCACUCCUCGAAGCAGAUGGCAUAUACUUUGGAGGAGGAAGACAAUGGCGCCUGGUAGACGCAUACGCUGGCACAAAAGCUGAGAGGGCCUUCCAAUCCGUCCUGGACCGAGGCGGAGUCAUCUCAGGAUCGAGCGCAGGAGCCAGCAUCCAGGCAAGCUUUCUUGCUCGUGGAGACACAGCCAACAACCAAAUUAUGAUUGGUGACCAUACGGUGGGCUUUGGAUACCUGAAGAACGCAGCCGUGGAUCAGCACGUGCUCGUGCGAAACAGGCAUUUCGACAUGUUUGACAUCUUGAAGGUGCACCCAGAGCUGCUAGGGAUUUCCAUUGAUGAGGACACAGCGCUGGUCGUACACAAGAACGAGGCGGAAGUUCUCGGCAGCACAUAUGCCUUGAUCUACGAUGGCAAGUUUUACUCUUCCGAGGGCACCGAAUUGAAGACUCUCCCUCCUACGGAAGCUCGCUUUUACUUCUUGAAGUCAGGAGACAGGUAUGACCUGGAGGCGCGAGAGGUGAUUGUGGAUGAGGAUGAUUCUACCGCAUCUGACCAAGACCGUUCUGAGUUAUAGACCGAUCUCAUAGCAACUUCUAGCAUGGUCAUCAGCUGAUCCGAGCGUUCCACGGAGGCAGCUUCAAUCACCAGCAAUAUCAAUCUGCCUGAAUGUCCAUCAGCGUUGCCGGGGAUGAAGCUCUUGCGUAGCUGAUUGACAUGCAAGUUGAAGUGGGGAACCUGGUUCAAACACCCUCGAGACCUGGGGUAGACACAGC
This is a messenger RNA of Cercospora beticola, 1240 nucleotides long. Its product is annotated as cyanophycinase. The record is from RefSeq and is a predicted model, not a curated record. NCBI's taxonomy places the organism in Eukaryota, Fungi, Ascomycota, Dothideomycetes, Mycosphaerellales, Mycosphaerellaceae. Gene Ontology annotation, biological process: proteolysis. Gene Ontology annotation, molecular function: serine-type peptidase activity.